Molecule: messenger RNA, 1684 nt
Organism: Puntigrus tetrazona (Sumatra barb)
Lineage: Eukaryota; Metazoa; Chordata; Actinopteri; Cypriniformes; Cyprinidae
Exons: 3
Coding region: 868-1674 (268 amino acids)
Source: RefSeq, a predicted model, not a curated record
AUCGGACAGCGCUGUCACCUACAUCCGUCUUCUCCUCGGCUAUUUACUUCGCAGACUUAAAUUCACUACAGUCUUCGUUCGUCUGUAGAAAGCAUUCGCACGUGUUCUACUGCACAACGGACAGGGCGUCUCAUUUUCACGUACUUUGUUUCCCGCCGUGGAGUAAACCAGUGCAACCUGUUUUAGGGUGAGGCGACGCUGGGGAAAGAAGGAGCGAGACGCACAAAAAUACAAGCCUCGACCAGGACUGCAGCAAGGUGCUGUUCUUGGAGAGGGAGGAGGGUUGCACCGGAGAUUCUCUCUGACUGUACCCUCUGUGGUCUUUUGAGGUCGGGGUCGGUAGCUGAGCUGAACCAGACGGCCGCAGGAGUGCAGAGGAUGGAUUCUACAAUGGCCGAGUAGAAAUGUUGACAUUUUUGACAAGCCGCGACGAGCUAAAAGGAGGCCGGUGUGUUCGGAUCAGCCUCUGCACGUUAUCCCGGUAAGGGUGUCGUUUUUUCACCCCCAUGUCUCUGAUCCAAACAUACCCAUCUGAACCAUUAUAACGGCAGUCUAUGGGAUCUGUUGCUAGGGUGCUCUAAAUGGUUGCUAGGGCGUGGCUUGACACCUUCACAGCGAUCCCGAGACUUUGAUUGGUUAGCCCACCCCCACGUCAUUUUCAUGCAAAGUUAUUUUGAUUCGCGAAAUUCUACGGAUGGAUUCUACGAUGGCCGACAUUUUUGAGGCCCGAGGAAGACUGUCCGGGAUCUCAGCGGCGGACUGGACCGGAUUCGGGAGAAAGUAAUUAGCUCCUAAUUAAUUAGGUCCCAGUCUCUUUUAAGUGCAGUGUGGUCCUAGCUAGGCCCGUAUUGACUGAUCACAGCGACGAUGGCUUCACUCAGACGCCGGCGUGGGAGCAUCGAUCAUCCUCCUGACAUGCUAGCUGAUGUUAUUAAUCUCCAAGAAGAAUUGAAUAAACUUCAAAAGGACGUUUUACCAGAAUGCGACAAGCAUAUGCAGAAAACUAGGGACCUCUUCAAUGACUUUAAAAAUGUUCACAGACUUGUCACUUACGCCACGAAAGGAGCAGUACUGACUGGCUAUCUCGGGGUGGUGUUAAUAGCAUUAGCUUUGUUGGUAGUUGAUGAAGAUGAAGAGUUGUAUGAUAUUUUUGCUGGAGCGGGGGCAGUUAUGAGCGCCGUUGCCAUGUUAUGCGUUGCUUUUAGGCAAUUCGGGAAAACGCAGAAGGGGAAAAAAUUAAAACGAGCAAUUAACGAGGAGCUCAAAGAAUUUCGGGAUAAAUACAGCCUUGUUGUUGACGUAGUGGAAAAAAUCGGUCGGUGUACAGAGAAAAUACUGCGAGACGCUUUCGUAGCAGACCACAAAGCCCGGGCGUUAAGUCAACGCUUCACCUUCUCUUUUGAGAAAGGUCUCUUUCAGAAGGACGACGUGUCUAAAAUUGGCCGUUUGUCUGGGAACCUUUCAGAGAUGAUCGCCAAGGUUGCCUCUGUGCCUGAUAUCCUCAAGGAGAUUGUGGGAGAAUCGGCACGUGGGCCUGUACGUAAGAAGGAGGUUAAGGAGAAAGCAGAGAAGUGUAUUACUGAUGUUCAGAAAGGAAUCCGUCAGAUUAAAAAUUCAGUGAAAGACACCAUCCAAACAAUAGAGACAACAUCAGAGCUUUUGUAUUCAAUCUGACUAUAUAUAU